CAGGAAGCAGAGGCUCCCCAUUCUGCCCAUAGGCUCUCUGCUUCUGGCUGGCUAGAAAUGGGAUAUUUCUGGGUUCUGAAGCAAACUUGGCUAUGUAUCAUUUUCUUGAGAUCCGAGUGUCUUCUUUCCUUGUUCUCAACGUUCUUUUCCUGUUUUCAGAACAUGGUCCAAGUGGCUUACUAACUUUCCCCAGGUUUUCUUUCCUUUCAGGAGCAGGGGCCAAGAAUGGUGCAGGCAGUGGGGGGGAUGCAUGGGGAUCCAGGCAUUCCCAACUCCCCCUCUUCUUCCCUACAGGAGUUGGAUGCUGUGCCCGGGAGGUGCUGGUCCCUGAGGGGCCGCUGUACCGCGUGGUUGGCACAGCCAUCUCUAUCUCCUGCAAUGUCACUGGCUAUGAUGGCCCUGCCCAGCAGGACUUUGAGUGGUUCCUGUACAGACCUGAGGCCCCAGAGACUGCACUGGGCAUUGUUAGUACCAGGGAUGCCCAGUUCUCCUACGCUGUCUUUGGGCCCCGUGUGGCAGCCGGUGAGGUGCAGGUGCAGCGUCUGCGGGGUGAUGCUGUGGUGCUCAACAUCGCCCGCCUGCAGGCCCAAGAUGCUGGAGUUUAUGAGUGCUACACACCCUCCACCGACACCCGCUACCUGGGCAGCUACAGCGGCAAGGUGGAACUGAGAGUUCUUCCAGAUGUGCUGCAGGUAUCUGCUACCUCCCCAGGGCCCCGAGGCCGCCAGGCUCCGACUUCUCCCCCUCGCCUGAUGGUGCACGAGGGGCAGGAGCUGGCGCUGGGCUGCCUGGCACGGACAAGCACGCAGAAGCACACACACCUGGCGGUGUCCUUUGGACGAGCCGUGCCUGAGGCACCCGUGGGGCGAGCAACUCUGCAGGAAGUGGUGGGGCUUCGGCCUGACCUGGCUGUGGAGGCUGGUGCUCCCUACGCUGAGCGGCUAGCUGCGGGGGAGCUGCGGCUGAGCAAGGAGGGAGCUGAGCGGUACCGCAUGGUGGUGGGGGGCGCCCAGGCCGAGGAUGCUGGCACCUACCACUGCACUGCCAGUGAGUGGAUUCAGGAUCCUGAUGGUAGCUGGGCCCAGAUCGCGGAGAAGAGGGCUGUCCUGGCCCAUGUGGACGUGCAGACUCUGUCCAGCCAGCUAGCAGUGGCAGUGGGGCCCGGUGAACGUCGGAUUGGCCCCGGGGAGCCCUUGGAACUGCUGUGCAAUGUGUCAGGGGCACUGCCCCCACCAGGCCAUCAUGCUGCGUACUCUGUGGGCUGGGAGAUGGCACCUGCAGGGGCACCUGGGCCUGGCCGCCUGGUAGCCCAGUUGGACACAGAGGGUGUGGGCAGCCUGGGCCCUGGCUACGAGGGCCGGCACAUUGCCAUGGAGAAGGUGGCAUCCAGAACCUACCGGCUACGGCUGGAGGCUGCCCAGCCUGGCGAUGCAGGCACCUACCGCUGCCUCGCCAAGGCCUACGUCCGAGGGUCUGGGGCCCGGCUUCGUGAAGCAGCCAGUGCCCGCUCCCGGCCCCUCCCUGUGCAUGUGCGGGAGGAAGGUGUGGUGCUGGAGGCUGUGGCGUGGCUGGCAGGAGGUGCGGUGUACCGCGGGGAGACUGCCUCCCUGCUCUGCAACAUCUCUGUGCGGGGUGGUCCCUCGGGGCUGCGGCUGGCCACCAGCUGGUGGGUGGAGCGAUCUAAGGACCAGGAGCUGAGCGUGGCCCCUGCCCAGCUGGUGGGUGGCAUGGGUCAGGAUGGUGUGGCAAAGCUGGGGGUCAGACCUGGAGGAGGCCCUGUGAGCGUGGAGCUGGUGGGGCCCCGAAGCCAUCGACUGAGACUACACAGCUUGGGGCCCGAGGAUGAAGGUGUAUACCACUGUGCCCCCAGCGCCUGGGUGCAGCAUGCUGACUAUAGCUGGUACCAGGUGGGCAGUGCCCGCUCAGGGCCUGUCACAGUCUACCCCUACCUGCAUGCCCUGGACACCCUGCUCGUGCCCCUGCUGGUGGGUGCAGGGGUUGCCCUGGUCACCGGCGCCAUCAUCCUUAGCACCAUCACCUGCUGCUUCAUGAAGAGGCUGCGAAAACGAUGAUCCCUUGCGCGCCUCCUGCCCAGCCCUCACAGGUGUGACUGUCUUCCAGCCCAGCUCCAAGCCCACCUCCGGUUGCCCGGAUACCGUCUCCCUCGGUCUGCCCUUCCUUUAAUUUAUUUGACCUAUCCCCACUCAGUGGGGGGGCAUGGUCCCCAUUCCCUCCUCCUUCCUUCCUGGUUCCUCCCUCUGGCUUUCUGUUCUUGAUCUCAUACCCAGCCUGUAGGGAGGCCUUCCCUGUCCUAGAAUUAGUUUUUCUAAAAUAUGAAUAAACUUGUUUUAU
Messenger RNA from Miniopterus natalensis, 2352 nucleotides. NCBI's taxonomy places the organism in Eukaryota, Metazoa, Chordata, Mammalia, Chiroptera, Miniopteridae. The record is from RefSeq and is a predicted model, not a curated record.